UCCUUUUCAGUGGAGCGAGAACUGCAGGAGAACAACAGUAAUUACCCAGAUGAGCCCUGGAGGAUAACAGAGGAACAACGGGAGUACUAUGUCAAUCAGUUUCGAUCCCUCCAGCCAGACCCGAGUUCCUUCAUUUCAGGGUCUGUGGCCAAGAACUUCUUCACCAAAUCAAAGCUCUCCAUUCCAGAACUCUCUUAUAUCUGGGAACUCAGUGAUGCUGACUGUGAUGGAGCCCUGACCUUGUCUGAGUUCUGUGCUGCAUUUCAUCUCAUCGUAGCCCGGAAGAACGGCUACCCACUGCCAGAGGGCCUGCCUCCAACUCUGCAGUCAGAGUACUUGCAAGCAGCUUUCCCUAAAUCCAAGUGGGAGUGCGCAAUUUUUGAUUCUUAUUCUGAGUCAAUGCCAGCAAACCAACAGUCCUGUGACUUGAAUCGGAUGGAGACAUCUGUUAAAGACAUGGCUGACUUUCCUGUCCCUACCCAAGAUGUGACUACUAGUGAUGACCAACAAGCUUUGAAAAGUACUGUUAACGAAUCCUUACCAAAGGACGUAUCUGAGGAUACAGCAACUUCUAAGGACUGCAACAGUCUCAAAGCAAGACCAAGAUCCAGAUCUUAUUCUAGCACCUCCAUAGAAGAGGCCAUGAAAAGGGGUGAGGACCCCCCCACCCCACCACCACGGCCACAGAAAACCCAUUCCAGAGCCUCCUCCUUGGAUCUGAAUAAAGUCUUCCAGCCCAGCGUGCCAG
Molecule: messenger RNA, 748 nt
Organism: Grammomys surdaster
Lineage: Eukaryota; Metazoa; Chordata; Mammalia; Rodentia; Muridae
Product: ralBP1-associated Eps domain-containing protein 2-like
Exons: 8
Biological process (GO): endosomal transport; endocytosis
Cellular component (GO): cytoplasm; plasma membrane
Molecular function (GO): protein binding; calcium ion binding
Source: RefSeq, a predicted model, not a curated record